Molecule: messenger RNA, 5099 nt
Organism: Propithecus coquereli (Coquerel's sifaka)
Lineage: Eukaryota; Metazoa; Chordata; Mammalia; Primates; Indriidae
Gene: PPFIA1
Product: protein tyrosine phosphatase, receptor type, f polypeptide (PTPRF), interacting protein (liprin), alpha 1
Exons: 27
Coding region: 204-3665 (1153 amino acids)
Biological process (GO): synapse organization
Cellular component (GO): presynaptic active zone
Molecular function (GO): protein binding
Source: RefSeq, a predicted model, not a curated record
GCCGGGCCCGCAACUCCGCUCCGCCAGUGUCCGGCCGCGGGCCGGCCUUAGUGACUGGGGCGGCGGGCUCGGGGGCCGCGGCGUGGGGCGGCGGGCGGACGCCGGCUGCGGGCUGCCUUCGUCGGCCCUCGAGCUCGCCCGGAGCGAGCAGCCGCCCGCGAGCCGCCGCGGAGCCUCCUCGCCCGCUGCCGCCGGCGAGCAAGAUGAUGUGCGAGGUGAUGCCAACCAUCAGUGAAGCAGAAGGGCCCCCAGGAGGAAGUGGGAGCCAUGGAUCCGGCUCCCCUUCGCAGCCAGAUGCAGAUUCACAUUUUGAACAGUUGAUGGUCUCCAUGCUGGAAGAAAGGGACCGUCUUCUGGACACGCUGAGAGAGACCCAAGAAACAUUGGCACUAACCCAGGGGAAAUUGCAUGAGGUUGGUCAUGAAAGAGAUUCCUUACAGAGACAGCUCAACACCGCACUUCCGCAGGAGUUCGCAGCACUUACUAAAGAACUCAAUGUAUGCAGGGAACAGCUCCUUGAAAGGGAAGAAGAAAUUGCUGAACUGAAAGCAGAAAGGAACAACACCAGGCUGCUGUUGGAGCACUUGGAAUGCCUCGUCUCUAGGCACGAGCGGUCCCUCAGGAUGACCGUGGUAAAGAGACAAGCUCAGUCCCCAGCAGGCGUGUCCAGCGAAGUUGAAGUGCUUAAAGCACUGAAGUCAUUAUUUGAACACCACAAAGCUCUGGAUGAAAAGGUGAGAGAACGGUUACGAGUAGCACUUGAAAGAUGUAGUUUGUUAGAAGAAGAAUUAGGUGCCACACACAAAGAGCUAAUGAUUCUUAAAGAGCAGAAUAAUCAGAAAAAAACGCUAACAGAUGGAGUGGUUGACAUAAACCACGAACAAGAGAGUGCGCCGAGUACGAACGGGAAGAGAUCUUCCGAUGGUUCUUUAAGCCAUGAGGAAGACCUUGCGAAGGUAAUCGAGCUCCAGGAAACCAUAAGCAAGCAGUCAAGGGAGCAGAGCCAGAUGAAGGAGCGCCUGGCUGCUCUGUCCAGUCACGUGGCAGAGCUGGAAGAGGAUCUUGACACUGCUAGAAAAGAUCUCAUCAAAUCUGAAGAAAUGAACACAAAAUUGCAACGAGAUGUCCGUGAAACCGAAGAUAAAAACCGCCAGUUACAAGAACGCCUGGAAUUGGCGGAGCAGAAGCUGCAGCAGACUCUGAGGAAAGCCGAGACGCUCCCCGAGGUGGAGGCCGAGCUGGCCCAGAGGGUGGCGGCCCUGUCCAAGGCCGAGGAGAGACACGGCAACAUUGAAGAAAGGUUACGACAGAUGGAAGCGCAAUUAGAGGAAAAGAACCAAGAACUGCAGCGGGCAAGGCAGAGAGAAAAAAUGAAUGAAGAACAUAAUAAACGUUUAUCAGACACUGUCGACAAGCUUCUUUCCGAAUCUAAUGAGCGGCUUCAGCUCCACCUGAAGGAGAGGAUGGCUGCUCUGGAGGACAAGAAUUCUCUCUUACGAGAAGUUGAAAAUGCAAAAAAGCAAUUAGAAGAAACACAACAUGAUAAGGAUCAGCUUGUCCUAAACAUUGAAGCGUUGAGGGCUGAACUAGACCAGAUGAGACUAAGAGGUGCUUCACUUCAUCAUGGCCGACCCCAUCUGGGCAGCGUCCCAGAUUUCAGGUUCCCUGUGGCAGACGGGCACACAGAUUCCUACAGCACCAGCGCAGUGUUGCGGCGUCCCCAGAAAGGCCGUCUGGCAGCCCUGAGGGAAGAGCCUUCCAAGGUACAAACUCUUAAUGAACAGGAUUGGGAACGUGCCCAACAAGCUAGUGUCUUGGCAAACGUAGCACAAGCAUUUGAGAGUGAUGUUGACGUGUCUGAUGGUGAGGAUGACAGAGACACUCUCCUCAGCUCGGUUGAUCUGUUGUCACCCAGCGGGCAGGCUGAUGCACAGACGUUAGCCAUGAUGCUUCAGGAGCAGCUGGACGCCAUCAACAAAGAGAUAAGGUUGAUACAAGAAGAAAAGGAAAACACAGAGCAGCGAGCGGAGGAGAUUGAAAGUAGAGUUGGUAGUGGAAGUUUAGACAAUCUUGGUCGUUUUAGAUCAAUGAGCUCCAUUCCCCCGUAUCCUGCCUCCUCACUUGCCGGCUCCUCCCCGCCAGGCAGCGGUCGCUCCACCCCAAGGAGGAUCCCACACAGCCCAGCCAGGGAGGUGGACAGACUGGGCAUCAUGACUCUAUUGCCAUAUUCCAGAGAAGAGGUACGAGAUGACAAGACAACGAUAAAAUGUGAAACCUCCCCCCCUGCCUCCCCGGGGUCCCUCCGGUUAGAUAGGCCGCAGAAAGGAGCGCUGCACACAGUCAGCCACGAGGACAUCAGGGACAUGAGAAACUCCACAGGCUCUCAGGACGGCCCCGUGAGCAAUCCCAGCAGCAGCAACAGCAGCCAGGACUCGCUGCACAAAGCCCCGAAGAAGAAGGGCAUCAAGUCCUCUAUUGGCCGCUUGUUUGGCAAGAAAGAAAAGGGCCGACCUGGACCAGCUGGCAAAGCCACGUUAGAGCAAGCUGGUGUUUCAGAGACAGAGAACUCAUCUCAAGAUGCCUUGGGACUUAGCAAAUUGGGAGGACAGGCUGAAAAAAAUCGUAAACUUCAAAAAAAGCAUGAAUUGCUCGAGGAAGCCCGGAGACAAGGUUUACCUUUUGCCCAGUGGGAUGGGCCAACUGUUGUCGUUUGGCUGGAGCUCUGGGUGGGGAUGCCGGCCUGGUACGUGGCCGCCUGCCGAGCGAACGUGAAGAGCGGAGCCAUCAUGUCGGCCCUGUCCGACACGGAGAUCCAGCGGGAGAUCGGCAUCAGCAACCCCCUGCACAGGCUGAAGCUGCGGCUGGCCAUCCAGGAGAUCAUGUCGCUCACCAGCCCGUCUGCCCCACCCACGUCCAGAACGACACUUGCAUACGGGGACAUGAACCACGAGUGGAUCGGCAACGAGUGGCUCCCCAGUCUGGGCCUCCCGCAGUACCGCAGCUAUUUCAUGGAGUGCCUUGUCGACGCCCGCAUGCUGGACCACCUGACGAAGAAGGACCUCCGCGGGCAGCUGAAAAUGGUCGACAGUUUCCACAGAAACAGUUUCCAGUGUGGAAUUAUGUGCCUGCGAAGGUUAAAUUAUGACCGAAAAGAACUGGAAAGAAAAAGAGAAGAAAGUCAGAAUGAAAUAAAAGACGUGCUUGUUUGGAGCAAUGAUCGAGUGAUUCGCUGGAUCCUGUCUAUUGGUCUUAAAGAAUAUGCAAACAAUCUCAUCGAGAGUGGCGUUCACGGUGCACUUCUGGCCUUAGAUGAAACCUUCGAUUUCAACGCACUGGCGCUGCUGUUACAGAUCCCGACGCAGAACACACAGGCUCGUGCUGUCUUGGAAAGAGAGUUUAACAACCUUUUGGUCAUGGGGACUGACAGAAGGUUCGAUGAAGAUGAUGAUAAAAGCUUUAGGAGAGCACCUUCAUGGAGAAAAAAAUUUAGACCAAAGGACAUUCGUGGCUUAGCUGCUGGGUCAGCAGAGACUCUCCCUGCAAACUUCCGAGUUACUUCUUCUAUGUCUUCGCCCUCUAUGCAGCCAAAGAAGAUGCAGAUGGACGGCAAUGUAUCAGGAACACAGAGGUUGGAUUCUGCUACAGUCAGGACUUACUCCUGCUGAAGCCUCCUGUUGUUUACCCACACUACUUCUACAGAUGAUUAUGCAGCAUUUUGAAUCCAACAAAGACUACAUUUUAGAAUUCAGUGGAAUCUUUAAUCUGUUAAUAAUUGUUAUAUGGACCCUAAGAUAUUUUAUUACAGAGUUUUUAAUUAGUAAAAAAAUUCAUGAAUACCAUAGAGAAAAUAUUUUAGAAUUUAAUGUUUCUUAUAUUUAUGUAAACUUAUGACUCUUCAUUUAUAUAGUUACUUACUUUUUCAUGUAUAUCCAGGCUAUAAAUAUCCUUUGAAAUCAAUUCAAGUUCUUAUACCUAAUUUUAGUCUUUCAAAAGAAUGUACUGUAAUGCUUGUAUGUAUAAAUGCUAUGAAUAAAUAUAGGGCUUUUGUAAAUUAUGCAUUUAUUGUAAUUAUCAUUGUUUAAUUUUUUAAUGAUAAACCAUGACAAAGGAUUUUACUACGUUUAUAAAAUUAUCAUGACACAAGCAAUGUGCAUUGUCCUUUACAAAUGCAACCUAGCUCUGCAACAAUCAUUUGGAAAUAAGCAUACUUAAUUUCAAGCAAUUAUUGUCGUAUUUUAAUGACUGACCUUAACUAUACUUUUUCUAGCAAGAAAUGCUUUCUUUUUGCAGCGUGAACAGAUAUAAAAUACUUGGUAUUAAAUAUCAGCCUCUAAUAAAAUUUGGACUGAAAGGAUUAUCAGAACACUAUGAAAUGUUAGCACUGGUUUAACUCUUUCCUAGCCUAGUCUCUGGACUUGGGCAGCUUGUCUUCAGUGACUGACAGAAGCUGGGAGCUGGGAAAAGAUUUCUCAGCGGGAAAGAAAGACACGUAACCUGGGACCGGCCCAGCCCUCUGAGCCUCCUUCCCCGCUUUCCUGCCCGGAAGCAUGCGGGAACGCGCCCGUACGCCUGCUCUUCGAGGACCAAUCACCAAGCACUGCGCUCUCAUCUCACAGACAUCGGUGCGUAUGGCGGAUGAAGGCAGGAGAUCCUGAGAACCGUGUCGUGCAACUCGAAUAAAGGCCUUAUGUUUCUUAUGUAAAUCAUCUUUUUACAUGUGUUUGUAAACAUGUUUAAAGAGUGAACCUAGUCGUACAUUUUUAGACUUUGAUGAUAUAGCCAUUUUGGAUUGUGUAAGUAGCAAAUGUAACUUUUCCUUUUUAAGCGGCAGAUUAAAAAGCCAGCAAGCGAUGUGUCAGGUCACGGUGCGUUAUUUAUUAUGCAGCUGAUACAGAUAGAGACGGCUUGUCUUUUUACAUUCGGUUUCUGCUUCUCAUUUACUUGUACAAUUCAUUGUUACUGUUCUGUUUUUCUAUUAAUCUUUUGUGAACUUCCUGAUCAUGUAACAAAGUAUGUACAGUCUACUUUUGAACUAUUUUUAUCACAGUAUUAUUUAUUGCUUUCUUUCAAUAAAGUACUGAAGCAUUUUCCACUGCCAA